AUGGGAGAGAGUGAGACAGGAGGUGGUGUUGAGAGGAUAAGAGGGAAUGAGGGAGGAAGGGGAAAAGAAGAAGUAGAUGAGACGAUAGGAGAUGGUGAGAUAUUGCAUGUUCGAAGUAUAUGUAUGUCAUGAUCUAUAUAGUCUCUAGUAUCGUGUCAUCUGUCUAUGUCGUCUCGUGAUUCUGAUCUCUAGGUGAUGUAUGCGAGCAGGUGAUAGAUCGUAUCGAUGAGCGUCUGCGAUAGGAAGAUGGUAGAGAGGAGUCUCGCUAUAUAGAGUAUUAUCGCUCGGAUCUAGUAAUCUCUCGCUUCUCUCUCUCUCUCUUUUCUUCUCUCCUCUCUCUCUCCUCUCUCUAUCUCUUUCUCUCUUUCUCUCUCUCUCUGGAGGUGUUUUAUACAAGGUUCAUGCUGGUUCUCCUAUAACCUGACCACCCAAAUACUAAGAGGAGAGAAUGUGGACUCUUAGCCAGAGUCAGUGAAGGAGAGGGAGAUACCCACUGGGCACAGACGUCAAUUCAACGUCUAUUCCACGUUGGUUCAACUUAAUUUCAUUAAAAUGAUGUGGAAACAACGUUGAUUCAACCAGUGUGUGCCCAGUGGGUAGGAUGUCUGAGUGGAACAGAGAGGUAGAGAAAGCAUUGGUACAGUAGGUAGGACAUUUGUUAGAAAGAGGAGGUUGCGUAAACUAUGCAUAGAUACGGUAAGUAUGUUAUAGUCCCAUGAAUAUUUGAGUUGUGCUGACCUAGAUCUGAUCUUGCCCACAUUGAGUUUGGGUCAGUGCCUUACAUGAUAACAUACUCUAUGUGACAUUCAAAUAAUGUUUUAUUGUACACUAUCAGCACUUUUUUCCAAUUAACAUUCCUUAUCCCUUUAAUUAAUCAUAAAGCAAGACAUUCUUUUCUUCACAAUUACUUUCUCAUCACCAAUCGACCCAGUUGGAAAUGUAAUUGUAUAAUUAAUUUUGUGCAUUAGGCCAUGGUCUAUAAGUGAAUGGUGUCUCAUGGAGAAAAAUAAUAAAUUGCUUUCCAGACCAGAAGAAGUAUCCAAUAGAACCUUUUAAGGUAGUCAAUUAGGACUGGAAUGAUCUCUUUUUCAUUUACUUUCUUUCCUUCCUUCCUUCCUCACACACACACACACACACACACACACACACACACACACACACACACACACACACACACACACACACACACACACACACACACACACACUAUUACUAUGGUACACCCAGAGGCCAGGUAGAUGUAAAAAUCAAUAGAAACAGGGUGAUUGAAUUGAGCUGUAUGUUCAACAGUGCUGAUUGAUCUGUUAAACUGGACCAGGGCUCCUGCCCUGACUCACUUUCUCUGUCUGGCUGGGCCGUUCGAUGGGCUUCUAUAAAGAAUUUACCUGACCUCCUCCAGGCUUGGCAGGGGGAAGAGUAGUGUUAUGUUGACAUGACAUAAUAACCAUCUAUCUAAUCAUCUGUGGCUGAGGAACACAACACGCAUACUGUGUUGGAUUGUGACUGGUGGGAUUUUAUUGCUUCCAUCAGGCUUUGAAUCUAACAUGUUAUUUUAUCUCCACCUCUGUUUGUCACCCCCCUCUCUCUCAUGCUCCCCCCUCUUUCUUUUAUACCCCACCCCUCUAUCUCUCUCUUUCUUCUCCUCCUCUCUCCUCUCUCUCCUCCUCCCUCCAGAGGUGGACUCGCUGCGUAUCCUACUCUACUCGGUCAUCUUCCUCCUCAGUGUGUUGGGAAACCUGCUCAUCAUUGUGGUCUUGACGGUCAACAAGCGCAUGAGGACGGUAACCAACUCCUUCCUGCUGUCCCUGGCGGUCAGCGACCUGAUGAUGGCCAUCUUCUGCAUGCCCUUCACCCUCAUCCCCAACCUCCUGGAGGACUUCAUCUUCGGACCCGCCAUGUGCAAGAUAGUGGCCUACCUCAUGGGUAAGAAAGGGGGACGGGAAAUGUUGAGGGAGGGUGUGGGAAAUAUCGAGGCUGGAGAAAAUAUUGAGUUAGAUGGAGAGAGUGAGUGAUGGAGGUAUAGCGAGAAUAAACAAGAGUGAUAGAGAUGGGAUGGAUUUCUGUCCCACUCAUUCAGCGUCUUGCUCAAACUCUCUGUUAUGCUCUAAGUAUAAAUCCAAAACCUAGGCCUACUCUGCUCAUCAACCAGAGCCUUCUCCAACCAUAUGACCGUGAACUAUACCCCGGUUAGCAUGAAAAAGGAAUGUAGCAACAGUACUGUAUGCAUGGGUCUCUGGUCUUCAGGGAAUUUUGGGUCUCAUUAAGGAUUUUCAAGCUUCCCUGCACAUUAGAAUGAAUGCCUAUGCUCAGCGAACAAUAGAAGAUUGAGAAGGUAAAGGGUAGAGUAUAACAGAGGUGUUAGAAGAGACCAUUUGCACCCAGCGGCAUGGAAGGAAUUAUUAGAAAGAGAAGCAUCAUUAGGAUACAUUGAGAGAGAAAGUGGGUAAAGGGUAGGCUCUGGGAAUCUGCUGUUGGCUGAUCGUUGUUGUCUUCUGCUGACCAUGCUCUUCAGCUGCUCCCUAGGGUCCCCACAGAAUAGCACAGCACAGGACCCUACACAGACCUGCAUACAGGACCCUACACAGACCUGCACACAGGACCCCACACAGACCUGCACACAGGACCCCACACAAACCUGCACACAGGACCCCACACAGACCUGCACACAGGACCCCACAAAGAACUGCACACAGGACACCACACAGACCUUCACACAGACAAACAUAGUAUAUCACACAUGGAUGCACACACACAAGUAUGCAGGCUCACAGGCAUGCACGCACACACACACACACAGGCAUGCACACACACACACACACACACACACACACACACACACACACACACACACACACACACACAGUCUUGUACAUCUAACCUUGUGGGGACACACAAUUCAGUCCCAUUCAAAAUCCUAUUUUCCCUAACCUGUACCCUUACCCUAACCCUAAACCUAACCUUAACCCGGAAAUCUAACCUUAAACCUAAUCCUAACCCUAACCCCAGCUCCUAACCUUAACCCUAAACCCCCUAGAAAUAGCAUUUGACCUUGUGGGGACUAACAAAAUGUUAUUUUUUUUUAAAACACGUCCACACACGCACACACACGCACAAACACACACACACACACACACACACACACACACACACACACACACACACAAAUAAUCACAAUCACAAUCUCAUGUCAUGUUUAUGUUCCAGCUAGCAGGAGGAUAUGGAUUAAUUUCCCUUCUCCAGUCUGGGGGCUGAGGGGCAGGAUCAGAUCAGGAGCUUCAGGCCAAUGUGAUUUCCUCAAACACCAGAUAGCCAUCUCCCUCAGGCCAUCUCUAUCUAGCCAACGUCUCCCAUUCAUGUUUUACUAACACAUCCACACAUCCUUAAAAACACAUAUUCACUUAGAAGUCCACAGCGCAUACUGAUCUCUGAUUCAUAAAUUGUAGUUCGUCACAUUUAAUCUGAUCCCUGAUGGUUUGAAAAGUUUGAACCUUUCAAGACUUAAACUUAUCUAAGUCUUUCGUAUCUUCACUUAAGAGAGAACUUUGUAAAUAAUCAAAACUCUUAAAAGUGUUUGUUAGCUAGUUUCUUUUUUCCUUAUUUUCCAACAGGUGUAUCCGUGAGCAUCUCCACCUUCAGCCUGGUUGCCAUAGCAAUUGAGCGCUACAGCGCCAUCUGCAACCCGCUAAAGUCACGGGCGUGGCAGACCCGUUCCCAUGCCUACCGGGUGAUCACCGCCACCUGGCUGCUGUCCUUCAUGAUCAUGAGUCCCUACCCGGUGUUCAGCCACUUGGUCCAUGUCCCCCUGAAGGACAACAUCACCAUCGCACGCAUGUGUCGCCAUAUCUGGCCCCACAGGGAGGUGGAGCAGACCUGGUGAGUGUGUGUGUGUAGGGUGGGGAGUGUUGGUGUGGGUGACUGGGUGUGUGUGUGUGGCUGGAUGGAUGGGUGCAUACUCAUACUCAUCUUACUUUUUGCUUACUACUGUUUUCCUAAUACUUAAUUUUAUCGGGUUUGGAUGGAACUGUAAUGACAAAAAAAAGGAACAUCUGCCUACACGUAUAAAUUGUAUUGAUAAUACGGCAAUAUUGUGUUUGUAUACAAAGUAGAAUAUAAACACAUCACUAAAAUGGUCGCAACAGCAAAAAAAUUAAACUUGUUCUCCAGCUGACCAUUUCCCACCAGAGAAGUCAUUAAUCUGUCAUUGUAGUAGCAGUGCAUCCCAGGUCACCGGGUGCAUUGUGGAUGACUGUAGGGCUCCUCUGGGGGAGGAAUUAGACACAGCCUGUGUAGAAGGUGUACUGCUGCUCUCUCAUUAUUAUUUCAUAUUUGUAGCCUACUGCCAUGACCCCUUAUUGGUGGAGUGGAGCCCUGUGAGAAAAAUACACUUGAGGCUUUCCAGUCUACAGAAAACAACAGCUAUAGUCCAGUGGAGGCUCCUCAGAGGAGGAAGGGGAGGACCAUCCGCAGUGAAGUUCAUAAAAAAUAAAAAUAGUGAAACAUUAAAAAGUUUUGCAAUGAAGGUUGCCUCAGCAGCACUCUGCAGGACAGCUAGCUUCCGUCCUCCUCUGGGUACAUUGACUACAAUACAAAACCUUGGAGGCUUAUGGUUCUCACCCCCUUCCAUAGACUUACACAGUAAUUAUGACAACUUCCGGAGGACACCCUCCAACCUAUCAGAGCUCUUGUAGCAUGAACUGACAUGUUGUCCUACUCAAACAGAGGGAUACUAUGUUAGCUAGCUGGCUAUGACUAUCCAACACUGGAACUCUUCCAAGUCAAGGUAAGCUUUUGGUUUGACUAAUUUAUUGCCUGCCGGUGUAACUGCUAAACUGCUUACUGACUGGACACUGUACUGCGUGAUUGUAGCGGGUUUACUAAUGCGUUAGUUCUAUUAUAUAUGUUGUCUAUGACGUUACUUUAGCCAAUAUGGUGACAACAAUGUAGGCUGUCUGUAGCGGUUAUGAUAUGAAGGUUUGAUUUUGGAAAAGUUUUUUCGCCUGGUCACAGACAGCUGAUGUGUUGUGUAUUGGAGUCCACAACCGAAGGGAAAAGGUGAGAGGAGGAGAGCACGUAGAUGCGAUAAGGAAUACAACGAGCUGUUUGUGUGGCUAUGAAAGUGAACUAUUUGCGUGUGAUCAGGGGUGUAUUCAUUCCGCUGAUUCUGUUGAAAAACGUUUCUUAAACGGAACGAAACGGGGAUAAACAUUCCUGAAUGUGUCCAAUAGAAACUCUCGUUUGCAACUGUUGGACUAAUGAUUACACCCUAGAUCAGCUAGAUUCAAGCAAGAGUGUGCAAGGCGGUAUUGAAUGUGUCACUGUAUGUCGAUGUGUCACUGUCUGUCCCCUCAAAUCUUUCUCUCGACCUGUGUGCACUUACGCUGUAAACUUUCAUUCAUAGGCUAGGUUCUAGUAACCUCAUGAUGGGUAUAGGGAAAAGUUGAGUAUCAUCGAUGUUAUAUUGAACUUGGUUAAUGGAAUAUGAAUGACAGUCAUCCAAUAUGCUGUAAUAGAAAUACAAUGUUAACUUGUUAAGUGUGUUCUGUCUUCCAUUGUGUGUUCACAUCCAGUGCUGUCAUUCACAGGGCUCUCUUGGGUUCCUCUCCAACCUCUCUGUUGUCAGACAUCCAUUUUAAAUCACUAUUAAGAUGAAUCAAAUGCACAAAAUGUACUCUUUACCUUCUCUUCCACUCAGGCUUUAAUUCUGAGUUACAAAGGCUAGAACACUAGGAACCAAAAAUAAGAAAAAUUAUUCCAAUGGAAAAUGCAUGCAAAUCAAAUGAUUCUAAACUGCUACAGGCUCUCUUAUGAUUGAAGAAUAUUGUUAUAAUGGCCGUGUGUCACGACUUCCUCCGAAGCUGCCUCCUUUCCUUGUUCAGGCAGGCUUCGGCGUUCGUCGUCACCGGCCUUCUAGCCACUGCCACUCCUCAUCUCAUCAUUCAUUUGUUUUGUCUUGUUUUUACACACACCUGGUUCAUAUCCCCUCAUCAAUACCUGUAUAAGUAUUCCCUCUGCCCCCCUGUCUUUGUGUGUGAUUGUUUCUUGUGGAGGUGACGAUAGCUCGGUGGAGCUUUAUGUAUUGUAUCGCCGGGAUAUUCACCAAUGUGUUUUGUUUUUCUCCAGUGCGCCGUUAUACCGCACUGUAGUGUUUUUACGCAUUGCUGCGUAGCGCUGUAUCUGCCGAAUAAACCAUUUAUACAGUGAUUCACCCUCCUGCGCCUGACUCUGUCCAAAUCACCCACGACACCGUGGUAACUCUACAAAGGAAAACCCAUAUUUAUUUCAAUGAGCUAUUAAGGCUUUCCCCAAAGCGGUAGUUUAAUUCCAACAAUUCCCAUUCCUAAUUCACCAGAUCAAUGUUUCUAGGAAUAUGUAGCCUUGGUUUUGGCACUAUUACUUGUAUUCUAAAAUUGUAUUUAGUCACUAGUAUUGAUUGUACCCGUUUUAAGGCUUUUAUUGUGAAGCACUUAAUUAUUCCCAGAGUCAAGGAGAAGGAGCUUUAAUGUCGAUGUGGUUCUUGGCUGUUCUUGUGACGGAGAACUAAUACAAGACAAAGUACUAUAUCCGUUGUAACCUGUGAGUUAUUUUAUUCUAAGUCCCACAUGUCCUCCGGAGAUAGAGUAUAAUAUUCACAAUCAAGACAUUAAGUUUACAAAUGUAUUUAGACUCCCUCUUUCCACAUAUUUUGUCCUUCAUGAUGACAAUUGGUUGGAAUGGAUAGUAUAAGAAACAACAUUGUUGUGGAAUGUAGCUAUGUCUUCUAUAGUGGUAGGGUAGUAACCAAUGUUCCCUCAAAUCUUUUUUGGCACUGAGCAAAUUUCAGGUCUACUGAGCGCAAACUUGAAUGUUGUGAAAAGUCUGUGCAACUUCUGACACAUGUUUAUUGUGAACACUGAGGCUGUACCCGCUUUAAGUUACAGUUAUAACAGUGGCUAAGUAGGCUACUGUGGCUAUUUGAUCAUAAUGUAGGCCUACCAUAAAAAGCAAUGGCGAAAAUGGAAAUAGCUGUUACAUGGAAAUAGCUGUUCUAUCAUUCAGCCUACAGUAGCAGCCAAUGUGUGGUGUUCAAUGUAGGCCUACAUUCCAUGCAAUUUUUGGAACAAAUAUGCAGGUGUUGACAUUAACCUGUUUAGCCACAUGUCCUUCAGACAAGGAGGUGACUGAAAAUGUGUUGUUUAAUGCAAGAAACCCCUUUACAAAAUAAAGCUCAUUGUUAUUCCCAUACCAUUAUUACAGAGAAUCAGACAAAUUAUGCUACCCUCUGCCUAUUGGCUACUUAGCUUGUUCAAGCCUGUCUCAAAAUACAACCCUGCCCCUUUAUGACAGAAAAAAUGCUCUUUACCUGACUCACUUUUCAAAGAUGGCUAGAAAUGCACACGUUUUGUGUUGUUGUAGGAAGCAACCACUCCUCCAUUGCUGACUAGAAAUUAGCUAUAACUGGGCUAAUAACUCACUUACUAGCAAAGAAUAUGAACAAAUGUGCACACAUGGCUAUAUGCAGCUCUCACUUUGAUUUCAAGUGCAUCUACUCGCGACCACUCAUGCUUUAAACACAGUCCAGUUCAAAGUGAAUGGCACAGAUCCAUAUAUGGCAAUGGUCUAUUUGCAUAUAGGGAUACUGCAUCUCUGAUUGGUUAUGCCGCACAGGUCUGUAGAGUACGGGCUGAGUUGUGCCUGUCAAUGCAAUAGAAUUCUACUCUGGUGCAUUCUACCUACAAGAAAAUAUCUUGCAUAGUUAGUUUUGCAUACUAAGUCUUGCAUAGUUCGUGUUGUUUCGGUAUGUUGCAUUGAAAGUGGCUAAUAUUGGCUAUUCCCACAGUAGAGGGAAACAUUGAUAGUGUUAACUAAAGAGGAAAACUAGAAAGUUGAGUGAAGUUCAAUCUCGUGCUUCUCUGCACGGGCUGUUAUUUUUUCUGCAUGGCAGUCCCAGGGGAGCUGCACGCCCGCACACUCGCACAGCUUAGAGGGAACAUUGGUAGUAACCAUUAUGUCAUGUCUCCACCGGUUGAACCACAGAAAAUAUAUUUGAGAACGGAAGAUACCUCACUCUGUUUUCUCCUUACCCAAUGUCUAAUGGACUUCCUCUGCCUAAUCUCUUUCUGGAAGUCUCCCGUGAGCGAGCCCUCUUCUUUUAUACAUCUAUCAGUACCCCUUGUGGAAGCUGGCCUCAGGCACAGAUGUAUGAUCAGUUUAUCCUCCAAAUGUCCUAACCUAAUCAUUAGAGGGGUAAGGCACAACUGACUUGUUAACCCCAGUUCCUGUGUGUGUCCCAGGAACAUGAUGUUGCUGCUUACGCUCUUUGUUGUUCCGGGGGUGGUGAUGAUCGUGGCUUAUGGACUUAUCUCCAGAGAGCUGUACCGGGGAAUCCAGUUUGAGCUGGGUCAGAAGUCAUCAUCCCCCGGUGAGUCCUUCAUUACUGUUAUUUAAUUAUUCACACAUUUAUUCACUUAUUUUAGCAGCUGGGUUAGUGAGAAGACAUUAGAAUGCGGAAUUGGCAUGAACAACAAAUGUUUGAAUUUUAGUAAUGAAAAAAUGUGCGUAUCUUCUAGUUUCUGCCCAUUAGUGCUUCCCAGAUGUUUUAAUUAGGAUCCAGAUUAUCUUGGAUUUGAGCGCUCGCUCUCUCGCUCUCUCUCUCUCUGGUUUAUCAGCAUGAUAAUCCUAAUUAUGGUCACACAGUAUCAACAUUUCAUUAGCAGUACAAUCAUGGUAGGUGUUGCAGGUUAGAGCAACAUACUCUUUAGUCCGUAUGAAAGGGCCUGAUUCAGACUUAGACAAUCAAAUCCUUUUUUACGUGUUUUGAUUUAAGCACUUCUCAGAAGUUGGUAUUCAGAUUUACCGUAUGCAGGUGCGUAACUGGCUUUGCAGGAAUGGCUCCAUGGCACGCACUGAAUUAAUUGAAUUCAACUGCUGAAAACUCUCCCACUUUCUGGCCAACAUAUUUUCUCGUGGAGUUUUCUUUCAACAGGGUUUUCAGUACAUUUACUGUAUCUAAAGCCAUUCCUUUAAAUAUGGUGUACCUUUUAAUUAGAAUUUUUACGUUAGAAUUUUCUAGACAGACUCACUAGAAUAUAUAUCGAGAGAACGGGUUCAGAUUAGGAUCAAUGAAAGAAAACCAUCUAAAUACACGCAUAUUCAUCUCCUUUUCAGUACCAAUUGGUAGAUUUAAAAAUAUUUUGAUCUUGUAUAUUAUUUAGGGUUAGGAAAGUAUUUAUGAAUAAUAAUAAAAAAACUGGUUUGGAGAGCCUUUACACACAAAAUAUAUUGAUGAAUAAAAAAUACAUCCUGAAAGUAACCAUAUUCAAUUGUUCAAUCCAUAAAAUAUUGGAAAGUGAGAAAAGUGUACAAUAGUGGUUGACCAGUAGUCCUAUAAAUCUACCUUAAUAAUCCUCAUUAACCAUGGAACUGUGAUGACAACUGUUCAGUCUUCAUGAACUGUGCGCCAGGCUCCAGGUUUAAACUGCUACGUAUGGUCUACAUUCCAAAAUGAUUCAAAUAGGUUACAUGUUCCAAGUGAUUGCACAACUUGUAAUCCGUUAGCCUAAUAUGAUCAACUAUUGUUAGCAAUCCUCAGGAACAACCACACAAAUGUGACAGAGGAAAGAAAGGUAAACUAACAAUGGAAUGGAAUGAUGCAAAAUGUAAGGAAACUAACACUAAAGUGACAGUUAUUAAUGUAUGUUGGUAUAAAUGAAGGUGGCUACCGAUAGUGGCUAAUAUUUAACAUAAUACAAAAUUUAAGAAAUACAGUGAAAAGUCCGGGAAUAUAAUACAAAUAUUAUAGAAAUCAUAAAUCAUCUCGGUAGGUUGGCACUAUACUGUCAUUUGCGCAUGGCUACAGAAGCCUAUAGCUUGGGUCUCCACAUUUCACAAGUUAUAAGGCCAGCAUUUCAUAAACUUCACUGUGGAAAAGGUGAGAUGUUGAUAUGCUUCAGUUUGCUGCUAGGUAACUGGUUUCACAUUUGUCUCCAGCGAUCAUAAGAUAAAAUAGAUAAAACAAUUGUCCUUUACAUUUACAAUCCCCUUAUCCAAACGGCUUACUAAUUGACCUAGCUCUUAUCAAUAGCUCGUAUCAAUUUGUAAAUUACAGUGCAUGGAGAAUGUUGUUAUUUCAAUCGUAAAAAAUAAAGUAGAUGUUGUUCCACUUGGAACCGACAGGUUUCUUGACCUUAUUCAUCUUUUACCAUCGCUGGCAAAGGUGGUGGAUUUAUUGGAGAAUUAAGUCAAGGCCAGAAUAUGGCGUAUCUAUAGACGCACCUCCGCCACACCUUAAUUUCUUUGAUCUCCACCCAAAACGAAUAGUGGGUGAAUAGCAUGCUAUUCUCGUGCUUCAGUUCAACGUCAGAAUACGCAUAGAGGGAAAGGUGCAUAAAAAGGGAAUUAUGUUCCAUUUAAGCGUGCUUAACUCGGGUCGGAAUCGGACCCUAAGUGAAUAGCUAGGAUGAUCAUAGAGCAUAGACUAAUGUUGUACUGGUUGUAGUGGUCCUCUGUAGCUCAGCUGGUAGAGCACGGCGCUUGUAACGCCAAGGUAGUGGGUUCGAUCCCCGGGACCACCCAUACACAAAAAUGUAUGCACGCAUGACUGUAAGUCGCUUUGGAUAAAAGCGUCUGCUAAACGGCAUAUUAUUAUUAUUAUUAUUAUUAUUAUUAUUAUUAUUAUCAAAUAUGUAGAGUGUAUUUGCUGCUGAUGCUCCAUUAGAGGAUGGAACUGGCUGAUGGCAGUAGGCCUCGCCUUCACCAUCUGUCUGUCCAAUAUGAGAGAGUGAGGGACAGGGGGGGAUGGAGAGAAACAGGUGGGUAGUGAUAUAGAGAAAGAGAUAAUGUGAAGGCACGUUAGCACUCAGAUGUAAGAUGACUCAGGUUUUUUGGUGAUUCACCGCCGUGCCCAUUAAGGUGAGCGACUGUUUUUAAGAGGUGUGAUUCACAGAAAUAAUUAUCAGACACGGAAGAGAAGAAACCUUGUACAGGUGAAAAGUACAGAUAAGCAGGGGAUGUGAGUUUGUGUUUGUGUGUGUGUGUGUAUGUGUGUGUGCAUCAUCAAUUCAGAUGUAUGAAAUGUUGAAUGGAUCAUAAACUUUUGUGAACUUCUGAAAUGAUUAGUUACGGAACGUAAUUGGUCUGACCCCUCCCCACAGUUUUGGACCUCAACUUGACCUCUUCUUUGCUCGCCCCUUACACAGGUCUAAAGAAUGGCCUGACCGCCACUGUGUCUUGCGGCAGGGACGACGGCGAUGGUUGCUACGUCCAGGUCUCCAAGCGUCCACACUCCAUGGAGAUGUCCGCUCUGACAUCAUCUAUGGGGAGCUCUUCCAAAGUGGAGCGUGCCCGCAGCAACACCUCAGAGGCCAAGCUCCUGGCCAAGAAGCGUGUGAUCCGGAUGCUGGUGGUGAUCGUGGCUCUGUUCUUCCUGUGCUGGAUGCCCCUCUACUGCGCCAACACCUGGAAGGCUUUCCACCCAGCCUCUGCACACCGUGCCCUCUCUGGUGCCCCCAUCUCCUUCAUCCACCUUCUGUCCUACACCUCGGCCUGUGUUAACCCUAUUAUCUACUGCUUCAUGAACACUCGCUUCCGCAAGGCGCUGCUCGCCACCUUCGCCUGCUGCUGCCGCCCGCCCUGCCGACACCAAGGGCUGCGGGAUGGAGAGGAGGACGCCAUGGCUAUUGGGGUGUCCAUGUCCAGGUUUAGUUACACCACGGUCAGCACCAUGGGGCGUGCUGAAGGAGGGACCACUGACUGA
Messenger RNA from Coregonus sp. 'balchen', 11731 nucleotides. The record is from the annotation of a GenBank genome assembly. NCBI's taxonomy places the organism in Eukaryota, Metazoa, Chordata, Actinopteri, Salmoniformes, Salmonidae.